AUGGCGGAGCCGCUGGGCCUCGGCAUGGGCACGCUGGACGCCAUGGCGGAGCGCAGUCCCGUCAAGGUCGUCAUCGCCGAGCCGCCGGAGCCCGAGCCGGAGCCCGAGCCGGAGCCCUUCGCGCUGCCGCAGAAGAGCCUGGCCGAGAGCCUGUCGCCGUCGCGCUUCAGCGCCUGCACGGAGCGGACGUCGCUGAUGAUCAGCGAGCGGCCGUCGGUGCUGACCUUCGACGCCGCGGCGGCGGACUUCGCGGACAGGCCCGCGCCGCCGCGGCCGCCGCGGCGGAAGCCGGCGCGGGGCCCGCGGCCGACGCCCAAGGGCGCGGCGCCCAAGGGCGCGGCGCCCCAGGGCGCGGCGCCGCGCGAGAAGGUGCCCUGGGACGCGACGACUUUAUUCACGUCGGGCGUGAGCCUCAUCAAUCUCAAGCGGCGCACGGACCGCCUCGAGGCCUUCCUCGAGGACGCGCCGAAGGCGCUCGGCGACGGCGUCGCCGUCGACGUCGUCGAGGCCUUCGACGGCUUCCAGCUCCACCGGGGCGGGUCCUUCCUCAACGGCAUGUUCGAGCCGCUCUGGGACGCGUCGAAUUUGGCGGACCGCGAGCCGUCCGUCGAGCCCGGCUGCCGCUUCGCGUCGUUCGGCGAGCAGGGCUGCGCUCUGAGCCACGCGUCCAUCUGGCGCCGCAUCGCUCCGCGGGGCACCAAGGACUCCUGGCACCUCAUCUGCGAGGACGACGUGAAGCUCCACCCGCGCUUCGCGCUCUGGCCGCGGCUCUGGCACGCGCGGUGUGACGUCGUCUACCUCGGCUUCCACGACUACGGCCAGCGGCGCUACGCCGAGGGCACGGGCAACUGCUGUUUCCGGCCGGAGUACACGCUGGGCAUGCACUGCUACGCGCUGCGGAACACGGCCGCGGCGAAGCUCGCGGGUCACCUGCCCGUCGUCGGCCCCGUCGACGCGUGGCUCGCGGACAACCAAUGGUUCGGCCUCGACGUCUUCUGCCUCGUCGUCCCCGGCGAGGGCGUGGGCGGCGCGGGCGGCAAGCUCGCGUCGCACCGCACACAGGGCCGCGUCGCGCGCGGCGACGUGGACCACUCGUCCGACGAGCCCCCAAUCCAUGUCGGGCGGACCGAGGAGCAGCGCGAGGCGCUGCUGGAGCAGAAGCGGCGGGAGCACCGCUUUUCCUACCACCCCUACGCCAUGGAGGACCUGAGCGAGCUCUUCGCGCUGGACGAGGAGCUCGACGCGGCCGAGGCCGCGGCGCGAUUGGAGGCCGAGGGCGCGGCCGCGGGGUUCAUGGAGUCCGCGGAGGCGCCGCUGUCGAACGUCGUCAUGACCGUGGAGAUCACGGCCGCGGGCAAGAAGGAGCUGCGCUUCUCCGCGGCGGCCGGGGGCGUGCCCGACUCCUGGGACGGCGCGACGCCGCCCGCGGACGCGCCCGCGCCGGACCCGAGGCCGUCGCCGACGCCGUCGCCGUCGCCGGGCCCGUCGCGGCCGCCGUCGUCGCGCCCGCGGACGGCGACGCCGCCCGCCGGGGAGGCGGCGACGCGGCCGCCGUCGUCGGAGACGCCGACGUCGGCGGAGGCGCCAAAGGCGCGGCGCAUGGAGGACGUCCUCGCGUCGCUGAAUCCGAUGGCGAACCUCCUCGGCGCGAAGAUGAACCCGGCCGCGGCGCCGCCGGACAAGCCCGCGCCGGCGAAGCGGCCCCCGUCCCUGCUCCACGCCGUCGCGCCCGUGCGCAAGCCCAAGGUCUCCGGCCGCCGCAUGGAGGACUACGUCACCGCGCGGGAGCUCGAGGCCGCGGCGCCCGCGCCCGCGGCCGACGACGGCGCGCCGUCGACGGCGCCGUCGAGCCGCCCGGGCUCGCGGCCGGGCUCGCGCGGCGGCGCGCCGGAGACGAGGCCGCCGCGGCCCGCCAAGGCGUCCGCGCGCAAAGCGCCCGAGGAGCCCGCGCACCGCGACUCGGUGCACGCGGCGAUCCCGAACCUGCACCGGGGCACGUUCUCCGAGGCGGACCACCUGGGCCGCGCGGGCAUGGGCACGCUCACGCGGGGUUUGCGGCGCAUGAUCGAGACGACGCCCGUCGCGUCGGGCUCGAACCGGCCGUCGCCGUCGGAGUCGCGCGCCGGGUCGCGCGCGCAGACGCCCAACAGCCGCAAGCAGUCGCCGGCCGCGAGCCGCGCGACGACGCCCGUCCGAGGCGCGCCGCGGCCCGGCUCGCGGCCCAACUCGAACCAGAUGAAGGCCCGGGGCAACGCGAGCGAGAAGCGGCCCGCGGCGCCGGGGUCGCCCCGCGGCCCGUCGAGCCGCGGCGCGGCGCCGUCGCCCCGCGGCCCGUCGAGCCGCGGCGCGGCGCCGUCGCCCCGGGCCGCGGCGACGGGCCGCGGCGCCUUCGGCUCGCCCGGGGCGACGAGCCGGGGCCUCUCGGGCUCGCCCGGCGGGACGCCCCGGGGCACCUCGCCCGCGGGCACCGUGCGCACGCCGCCCGGCGCGUACGGCUCCGCGCGCACGCCGCCGGGCUCCGGCGGCCGCAUGGGCCAGCGCUCGUCGACGCCGAAGACCGUCUCCAACAACGUCGGAAAAUUCGCCGUCGGCGCCACGAUCCGCGUCGCCUCCGGCGGACAAUCGCGCCCCGUCGGCGCCACGACCCGCCUUCCUUGCCGACCACCACCGCCGCCGGCCUGCCGGCAGCUCCAGCCGCGCGCCAUGCAGCGCAUCUUCGCGCAGGUCACCCACGCGUCGAGGCUCUACGAGACGCUCCUCGAGAGCGGCGCCUGCGACGCCUCCCUGGUCUGGGCCGUGCCGCGCAUGGCGCUGGCGCUGCAGUGCACCAUGCCGCCGCUCGACGAGGCCGAGCUGGCGACGGCGAGCGGCCUCGGCGAGUUCGUCGAGGGCGCGGCGCACGCCUACGAGACGCUCAACGCGCUCGUGUACCGGCGGUCGACGACGCGCGACCUCGGCCUGCUCGAGCGGACGUGCACGCCUCAGAUGGCGCGCGUGCUCUCGGCGACGGCCGAGGAGCUCCACGGCGCGGACCGGGCCAUGACCUACACGCUCGAGGAGUCCGCGCUCGCGCGGCGGUCCCUGCGCGCCGCCGUCUGCGACACCUUCGCCACGGAGCGCGAGCGCGACCUCGAGCACGCGCUCCGGGGCUACGACGACCUAUUGCACGACCUCGAGACGGACGAGGCGCGGUCGAAGAUGCUCGUCUCCAUGGGCGAGGAGCUCACGGAGCUCCGCGCCGCGCGGGGCGACGAGCACGGCGCCGUCGAGGCGCCCUUCGUGUCCUGCGAGUUCGACGUGCUCUUCGAGAGCAACGAGCGCAUGAGCGUCGAGGCCGCGGGGCAGACGGUCGUCGUCGAGAAGCGCCAGCUGUCGACGUGGCGCUUCCUCACGACGGAUUUGGACGACGUCGAGUGGCGCCUCGCCAAGAUCUUCUAGGCGCGCGCGUUAAAAACCGCGCCG
Molecule: messenger RNA, 3462 nt
Organism: Aureococcus anophagefferens
Lineage: Eukaryota; Pelagophyceae; Pelagomonadales; Pelagomonadaceae
Exons: 3
Coding region: 1-3438 (1145 amino acids)
Source: RefSeq, a predicted model, not a curated record